AAAGAACCGUUAUCUUUCAAGAAUUUUUCACUUUCCCCAACAAAAGACAACACCUCUUACACCAAGAAAGGAAGCAUUUUUAUCCAUUUGGGUGUUUUUCAAUCCCACUCCAUUUCCUUUUCCUUUCUUUUUCCAGCUUCCAAUUCGUAAAUUUCUAGGUGGGUGUUCAUCAAGAACUCAACAUUCUUGGUCCAAACUCAUAUCUUUUCUUCUAAAUAAGUCUAUUACCCUUUGAUGAAUUAAUGUCGUUGGUCGUCGAAGCUGUUUCUAGUUCCACUAACAUGGGACUCGAAGAAAAUAAAGGAGACAAGACUGAAAUUGAAGAUAAUGGAGAUGAAAAAGGAAGCGAAUCCUCCAUUUGUGAAACCGAAGACGAAGGAGAAGAUGCAGAGAGUCAUAAGAUCGAUUUGGGUCCUCAAUACACCCUCAAACAACAAUUCGAGAAAGACAAAGAUGAUGAGAGUCUCACAAAGUGGAAAGAACAACUACUUGGAAAUGUCGACAUUAAUGCUGUUGGAGAAUCAUUAGAACCAGAAGUGAAGAUCUUGAGUCUUUCGAUCAUGUCUCCGGGGAGAUCUGACAUUGUUCUUCCGAUACCCGAAGAUGGAAAACCGAAGGGUCCAUGGUUUACUUUGAAAGAAGGUUGUCCUUAUAGCCUUCGGUUUUCAUUUCAAGUUAGCCAUAACAUUGUUUCAGGUUUAAAGUACACCAACAAUGUAUGGAAAACUGGCGUCAAAGUGGAUGGAAUGAAACAUAUGCUUGGUACUUUUAGUCCCCAACAAGAAGCUUACACUUAUGACAUGCCAGAGGACACAACCCCUUCUGGUUAUUUUGCAAGAGGCUCUUACUCUGCUAAAACUAAGUUUGUUGAUGAUGAUGGCAAAUGUUACUUGGAGAUCAACUAUACGUUUGACAUCAGGAAAGAUUGGGCCAACGUUGAACUACCUAAAACGCGAUAGAAUUUAAGCAUUUAAGUUUGUAACUAUUGUUAUGAAUCAUAGUGUGAUGAUACUACUCUAAACAUUAGACUAUAAGGAACAAAAUGGAGUUGGGUGGUGAUGUCAAGAUUUAUUUGAAUUUGCCUUAUAUCUUUUUCUUAAUGUAAUUUGUUGUAUUGACAUUGAUUUGGUGAUGGUUUAUGCUUCCUAAA
Messenger RNA from Lactuca sativa (garden lettuce), 1150 nucleotides. Its product is annotated as rho GDP-dissociation inhibitor 1. Gene Ontology annotation, molecular function: Rho GDP-dissociation inhibitor activity; protein binding. Gene Ontology annotation, biological process: Rho protein signal transduction. Gene Ontology annotation, cellular component: cytosol; cytoplasm; membrane. The record is from RefSeq and is a predicted model, not a curated record. Lineage: Eukaryota; Viridiplantae; Streptophyta; Magnoliopsida; Asterales; Asteraceae.